Messenger RNA from Lymnaea stagnalis (great pond snail), 12557 nucleotides. NCBI's taxonomy places the organism in Eukaryota, Metazoa, Mollusca, Gastropoda, Lymnaeidae. The record is from the annotation of a GenBank genome assembly.
AGUUAAAGACAGCUAGAAUACCUUGAGAACACUAUGAGUCAGAAACGUGUGGCUGUGAUUGGAGCGGGGGCAAGUGGACUUCCUGCCAUUAAAUGCUGCCUCGACGAGGGGCUGACCCCGGUAUGUUUUGAAAGAACAGAACAUAUUGGGGGCCUGUGGCGUUACACAGAUGAGCCGGUGGAUGGCCAGGGCUGUGUCAUGAAAUCAACUGUCAUCAACACCAGUAAAGAAACAAUGGCCUACAGUGACUUUCCAAUCCCAGCCAAGUAUCCCAUCUUUAUGCAUAACACACAGGCAAGUUCACCUCAGUCUAUAUGCUGUGACACUCUCGUGUGUUCCCAUAGGGUUAAAUUGUAAUUCAAGAUUUGGAUAUAUUAGGAAUGGAAGUUGAUGUAAAAAUAUUAUUAGGUACCUUAUUUAUAAUCCAUCAAAUCUUAUACAAAAUUUAUUCUUUGUUUUUUACGCUGCUCCUAAUUAAUAUUUCGUUUAAUAGAAAAUAUUUUAAAAGUUGCUGCCAUCUAAUGAUAAAAAUUUUUGUGCUCCACACACACAUUCAAAAUGAAAAUAUGUCUCUGUAAUUUUAAAAUCUAACAUGAACCAUAAACUGUAAUAUCUACUAUCAGUAAUGCUUCUAAUAUCGGUGAUGUCUGAAAUAUCAGUAAUGUCUUUAGUAUAAUAUCAGUAACAAGUAAUUUUACCCAGCCAAAUUAUGCUAAUAUGUUUCAGGUGUAUGAGUAUUUCAAACUGUACGCUCAGAAAUUUGACCUGGAGAAGUACAUUCAGUUCAACACGGAAGUUCUCUAUGUGAAAAGAGCUGAUAAUUUCUCCGAGCUGGGACAGUGGGAGAUAAAGUAUCGCAACAAGAGCACAGGGGAGGAGAAGACAGAAAUAUUUGAUGGGGUUCUUGUCUGUACGGGACACCAUGCAGAAAAAAAUGCACCCACAUUCCCAGGACUGAGCCAGUUUCAAGGAAAGGUAAGUGCUGUCUGGUCAUAAGCUUAUGUCAUAUCAAAUCAUCACAAUGUAGGAAGAAAAUGUUUUCAUAAAAAUGUGGCAGUGAGUUUAGCAGAUGAAAUUAGUUAACAUUUUUAUCCAAUAUUUUCCCAGGUUAUUGAAACAUUAUUUACAGUGAAUUUAUAGUCAAUCUAUAGAAUAUUUAUCUGAAUACACACACUUAAUGUUUCGAGUUUUUUACCUCAAAACUUUGUUGUUCCUUAUUUUGCUGCUAAAGAUGGCUUUUGGUCUAAACGUUCUCUUUUUAUGGUACUGUUGAAUCAUUUUAGCAUACCUAGUUCCACUAUUUCCUUCACAUAGCUUGAAUGCAAUCUGUCAUUUAUCAUUGAAUAUGUUUGAUAGAGUUAAAAAAAUAAUGUAAUUUCUUUAAUUAAAAUUACGACUGGCAUCAUGUUUUUAAAAAUGUGUAUAUGAAAAAAAAUCUAUUUGACUAUAUUCUAUGUUAAUUUCCCAUCAGUAGAUGAUGUGAUUCAGAAAUGCAAUAGCUGGUAUACUUUUCUUUAUUCAAAAUUAAUAUACUCUUAAAAACUUAAAUAUUUCAUCUAAUCUUAAUUGGAUUUUUGUCUCCAAUUUUUAUUUUUACGUAUUUUUAUUUAAAAAUGUAAUACAAGAAUCAUACAUAAAUUGUAAUUUUAUCAUUUAUACUUAAAACUAGGUGGUCCACACACAUGACUAUCGUAAGCCUGAUGGACUUCAAGACAAAAGAGUUCUAAUAAUUGGUAUAGGCAACUCUGGAGGAGAUGCAGCAGUUGAGCUCAGCAGGAUUGCCUCCCAGGUCAAUAUUACUCUGUGAAUGGCACUUACAUAGAUACUCAUAUGUGUAUGUAUGAAUCAUAUGUCUAAUCUACUGUGUGCAUGGCGGUUACAUAUAAUCUCAUAUGUGUAUGUGUAAAAGACAUAGGUAAAAUUGCAUUUUGAAUGGAUAACAUAUAUUUGGUAAAAUUGUGAAUUUUGGUUUAUAAUGUGAACAAAUCUUUUCACUAAUUUGUUUUAAAAAUAAAUUUUAAUUUAAAUAAAUAUUGAUUUAUAAAUUCGAUCAGGUUUAUUACUCAUAUUAAUAUUGGACACGUGGUUAGGUCAAACUUUUUUUUAAAAAAAAAUAAAAUUGAGGAUUAAUUUUUUAACUUUAUUUAAUUUGAGCUCUAUUCUACCAGCUGCUGAUUUCCUUAUCUAACCCUAUAGCUACCAGAUUUAUUAUUUAUUUAUGCUGUAUUGCCUGAAAGGGCAAGGAUGUUUGAAAUUUAGUUUUCCUUUGUACAAAUUUGUUUUUCCCUUUCAUAUUAAUUUAACUCUACAGCAGUCUAGAAAGGGACUAGCUGAAAUUUCCUGUUAAACAUAAGUUCAUAAGAAGACAAAAAAGCCAAUUGCUGCAAAAAGAAAAAAAAACAAACAGCUCACUGACAGAGCUUGAGAGCUGAGGAAUCUAGGUCACUGUGACAAGGCUCACCAAAGCAGAUCAAAUUUUUGGAAAGCUGACAUCCAUAUUGAGAUGGAUGUGACCUGAGCAUGCACAACAAAAUCAGAAUUUUGUUAAAGUGAUAACCUUGUUUUUCUCAUCUUUGGAUUCAGAAUUUGUUUGUUUUUUGUUUGAUCAUUUUGGCUCCUGGUUUGAAUUCCGAGUUUGCCUUCUCUUAGAUGAGUUGCUGUUUAAGGCUAGCGGGUCCAAACCACCUGGGGUGCUUGGGAUGUUUGCUUUGGUGGGGAUUGAACUCCAGCUAUUUGGAUUGAGACAGUUUAGGCCGAUCGGCCACCCAACUCCCAGUUCUGGCAGAUCAGAGUGCUGGCAGAUCGUUAGCACAUCAGAACAGGAGCUAGAAGUUUGUCAGACAGAGUUCCUACAUGUUUUCAUACACAGAUUUGAAAUGCCAAAGAUAACCUACAAUGAAGCAUUCAGGCGCCAGUCAAGUGUGACAACCAUUGCAGAAACAGUGCAGGCAGGUCGCAGGAGAUUGCCAGGUCAUGUCUAUAGAAUUUCAGCAAGCUCACUUCUCAAGACAGCACCAACAUGGACAGCACCAACAUGGACAGCACCAACGUGGACAGCACCAACGUGGACAGCACCUACGUGGACAUCACCAACGUGGACAGCUCCAAUGUAGACACCUUCUACAUGGACAGCACCAACAUGGACAGAACCCACAUGGACAUAACCAACAUGGACAGAACCGACAUGGACAGCCAAAGGAAAGCAAGACAGCAAAAGACCUAAAGUGACCUGGGGCAGAAUAAUAAAUUAGAAGGGAAUCUGUCUAAAAGAAGCAUGACCUUGUAGACAACUCUAAAAGAAGCAUGACCUUGUAGACAACUCUAAAAGAAGCAUGACCUGUGGACAGCUCUAAAAGAAGCAUGACCUUGUGGACAACUCUAAAAGAAGCAUGACCUUGUAGACAACUCGAAAAGAAGCAGUUGAUAGGCAGAAGUGGCCUUCUUUGUGCGGUUGCUAAGCAGAAAUGGCCCUUUUGCGGUUGAUUGGCAGAAGUGACCUUCUUUGUGCAGUUGAUUGGCAGAAGUGGCCUUUUUUGUGCGGGUGAUAGGUAGAUGUUCCCUACUUUGUGCAGUUGAUAGGCAGAUUGGCAUUCUUUGUGCGUUUGAAAGGCAGAAGUGACCUUCUUUAUGCAGUUGAUAUAGGGGCAGAAAAUGUUGAGUUUAAUUUCAAAUUCAUAAAUAUUUUAAACAAACUUUGCUGAAAACUAUAUUCAGAAUUUUCAACCCAAUCUCUUUUAUUUGUCCAGGUUUUUCUCAGCACCAGACGUGGCACCUGGAUAUUGCACCGAGUGGCUGCCGAGGGUUACCCCUUAGACAUGAUAUUUGCUAAGCGUAUAUAUGUGUUGUUACAGCAGUACUUUCCGAAUCUAAUCAGCAAAUUCAUGAAGAAAGACAUUAAUAAAAGAAUCAACCAUGACCUAUACAGGUAGGUUGUGUGAAUAAAUUCAGGCAGUGCUGCCCCAAGUACAAUGUUUUAAGUGAUUAAGUUAUUAGUCAACAGUUUGUGUACCACAUGCUUGGUGUAUUUCCAGGUUAAGUACCACAUGUGGUAUAUUGCCAGGUUAGGUACCCCAUGUGAUGUAUUGCCAGGUUAGGUACCCCAUGUGGUGUAUUGCCAGGUUAGGUACCACAUGUGGUGUAUUGUAAGGUUAGGUACCACAUGUGGUGUAUUGCCAGAUUAGGUACCACAUGUGGUGUAUUGCCAAGUUAGGUACCACAUGUGGUGUAUUGCCAGGUUAGGUACCACAUUCUUGGUGUAUUGCCAGGUUAGGUACCACAUGGAGUGUAUUGCCAGGUUAGGUACCACAUGGGGUGUAUUGCCAGGUUAGGUACCCCAGGUGGUGUAUUGCCAGGUUAGGUACCCCAUGUGGUGUAUUGUCAGGUUAGGUACCCCAUGUGGUGUCACACCAGGUCAGGUAGCACCCUUGAGUAAGUUAUUUACGUUCGUGCCAAGAGAGGGAAAGGGCUGUGCCAGCUGUCAGUGAGAAGAAAAGCAUUAAAAAUCAGCAGAGAGUUAUCGAGGCAUGUGGUUCUGGUAGCACCAUAGCACUCUGUUAGAGAGUUAUCGAGACAUGUGGUUCUGGUAGCACCAUAGCACUCUGUUAGAGAGUUAUCGAGACAUUUGGUUCUGGUAGCACCAUAGCACUCUGUUAGAGAGUUAUCGAGACAUGUGGUUCUGGUAGCACCAUAGCACUCUGUUAGAGAGUUAUCGAGACAUGUGGUUCUGGUAGCACCAUAGCACUCUGUUAGAGAGUUAUCGAGACAUGUGGUUCUGGUAGCACCAUAGCACUCUGUUAUUAGCAUCUGUAAUGUUUGAGGAAUAAUGUCUUUUAAUAGCUCUGUUCUCAUAUUCCUUCAGCCUGACCCCUGACUAUGAUGUCUUUCAACAACACCCAAUGGUCAACGAUGACAUGCCCAACAGAAUCAUCUGCGGCGCCAUCAAGAUCAAAACUGACAUCAAACGUUUCACUGAGACGGGGGUCGAGUUCAUCGAUGGCACCAAGGAAGAUAACAUUGACGUGGUUCUUCUGGCCACAGGCUACACAUUCGGUUUCCCAUUCAUUGAUAAAGAGGUAACACUGAAUUUUAGUGAGUCGCUAUAUAGUGCUACACAUUCAUUGAUAAAGAGGUAGCACUGAAUUCCAGUGAGUUGCUAUAUGGUGCUACACAUUCAUUGAUAUAGAGGUAGCACUGAAUUUCGGUGAGGUUCUAUAUAGUAUAGUGCUACACAUUCAUUGAUAUAGAGGUAACACUGAAUUUUAAGUGAGUUGCUAUAUAGUGCUACUCAUUCAUUGAUAUAGAGGUAGCACUGAAUUUUGGUGAGUUGCUAUAUAGUUUAGUGCUACACAUUCAUUUAUAUAGAGGUAACACUGACUUUUAAGUGAGUUUCUAUAUAGCGCUACUCAUUCAUUGAUUAAGAGGUAGCACUAAAUUUCAGUGAGUUGCUAUAUAGUACUACACAUUCAUUGAUAUACAGGUAAAGUUGAAUAGAGCUGGGAAUUUUAUUCCAGCCUAAUUUAACUCGUGGAAUUAUUCCAGGCCAAACACUUUUACUAAAAAUUUCUAGUUUACUCAGAAAUAUUAUGUUGCUAUUUUAAGCAAUGAUAUUAUUACAUCCAAACUUGUAUUAGUCACAGUAGCGUGAAUUUUUCUCAUAAAGUUUUGACUGUGAUUGUUGAGUGGGGCACACAAAGAAUUAAAUGACAUAGAAUAAAUAAGGAAAAAGUGUUUGUGUUUUGGAGCGUCACUUCAGGUAUGAAAAGAAAGGGGUUGGCUUCCCAUUUGUUUGUUGCUGGCAUCCUUCCGUCACAGUGUGACGAUGGUGUGGACUUUGCAGGAGGAAAUCCACAAGGCCUGGGAUCAUUCUUAUAGGAUUAGAAGCUGGUUCCCAGCAGCUAAAUGGCCUCUCUCCACGCCGCUGGAUAACCCAAGGAAGAUCAUGUGGAUGAUACAGCUUGGCACCAGUGGCGUCACAGGAGUUGUCGGAAUGUUUCAUUGUGUCAAUGUUAUUCGCCUACGGUGCUCCAUCUCUGGGUUUGAAUUAAGAGUUUCCUUCUCUUAGAUGAGUUGCCGUCCAAGGUUAACGGGUCCCAUUCAGCCAGGGUGCUGGUGGUGUUUUUGCUUGACUGGGCAUUGUUGGGGAUUGAACUCUAGACCAUCAACUUGAGAUUUGCUCAGUUUAGACCACUCUGUGAGGCUUUUUAUUGUAGGAAAUAUUCACUAAUGCCAGUGUAUUCUUAAACCGUUGUUGAAACUUUUUUUUUUAUUUACCAUCAUUUCAGGUGUGUGCUAAAUCUAUUCUUUUUAAUAUCAGAUCAUUGAUGUCAAGAACAACAGAGUCCAGCUGUACAAGUACAUGUACCCGCCUGACAUUGAACACAACACCCUGGCUGUGAUUGGCUGCUUUCAGCCCCUGGGGGCCAUCAUGCCCAUCUCUGAGAUGCAGUGCCGCCUAGCCACACGUGUCAUCAAAGUAGGUCAUUGUAGUUUUUUUUCUUGGAAACAUUCGGUCAAGACAUCUUCCCAGGUAACAAUGAUGAAAACAUUUAGAUUCCAUGGGAAGUACAUAGUGGCAUGUUUUUUUUUGAAAACUUUCGUAAAAUAAUGUUACAUUUGAUAGAAAAUUUGUUGUGAAAAUCAUAACCACCAAUGUCCUAAUGAUAAAAAUAAUAUUUACGACACUGAUGGGGAAAUUGUGACAGAAGGAUAUUGUUAUGGCAUAUAUGUAGGGCUAAUUUUAGCCAUGAUCACUUUUCUCCCAGUUUUUUGUUUUGAUAUUGACUUAACCCAUUAAUUUUGUGUCACUCCUUUUUUUACCCGCACCUCCCAUGAUUGGGAAAAGGUUGUUUACAUUUGAAUAUGUUCUAUUUGUUCUAAAGUGUUCUAUUUGUUCUAAAGAAUGCCAGCAGGUGACUCUAUUUCUAGAUUUUCUUAACUAGAUGUUUCUGAUUUAAUGCCUAUAUAUAGCCCAGUGGCUUUCCUAGCCAGCAAUGACAUUUUUGCUAUAUAAUCUCAAGUCAGAUCUAGUCUCAGGAACUUUGUCUGAACAAUGUUACCCUUGGACAGCAUCUCGUUACGUUUAGGAAAUGAAUUAGGUGGUGGAAAUCUAAUAGCUUAUCCCAUCCUCACUCUAAAUGAAUCUCAAGAGGAAGAUCCAGAGUUAUACCCAGCCAGGAUCAUGAGUUCAAACAUCUCAGAAAAAGGGAUUUCACUUUUUUCGCAUGUCUCAGUGAAGAGUCAAAUAACCCAAGACACCAACUUGACCUAUUCAUGCAGCUUAUCGAGGAGCAUAAGAGUGAUCAAGAAAUUGCUAAACUUUGAGAGAACAUUUUGAUCCAAGAAGAAGUUGAACGUGUUCCUGUAUGCUACUACUCACGAGAUGAAAUACUUGUGAGAAUAUUUUGACUUCCAGAUGCGGCAGCUGAUGAAGAAUGGAAGGUUUUUCAGCAUAUAGUAGUUCCUACCCCUUCCUUGAACAACAUACUGAACUCAGCUCAUGACUCACCACUUUCAGGUUAUUUGGGAGUAAACAAGAAUUAUCACACAAAAAACAUUGCACUAUUUUGGCCCAAAUCAAAUAAGGAUGUAGUUGAUUACUGCAGAUUCUGUCAUGCUUGUCAAGUGGUAGGAAUCAACAUGUGACUGCCACCAGAGAAGCAGUUCAAGAAUCACUUGGAUUCAGCUCCUUUGAACUGGUGUUUGGCCGUAUGGUUAGCAAACCCCCUUAAACUUUUGAAAGAUACAUGGAUGUCACUGACACCUACCAAAAAAGUUUAUGAUUAUGUAUAUCAGAAGUACUACCCAACUUAAAUGAAAAACAAUGACAUAAAUCAUUAAUAAUAAUAAAGCUUAUUUGAAAAUCACGCUUGAUCCCCAAGGCUCAAAGCGCUGUAAAAAGUCAUCCAUAUUAAAAAAAGACAUGAAAAAAUCUAUAUUUUACCACAUUGAAAUACAAAACGCAACAUUACAAAAACUACAUACAAGAAUACCCAUUCUAAGUCUUUCAUCCCUUGCAACCAUAAACAAAACAGGCAACUAUACAUCUAGGAGAUAAUAGCUAGCUGGAAAAGAUGGUUGACAAAUUCACCCCAAAAGGUGUUUAUGAAAUAGAUAUGUUUUCAAAUCGGUUUUGAAAGACUCCAGCGUUUGGCUGUUUCUGAGAGCCACAGAAAGUGUGUUCCAAAUUGUUGGGCCAGCAAAUGCAAACGUGCACCUUCCAUAAGUCUCAAGGCGAACACGUGGUAUCGACAGUUUGCUACUAUCGGAUAAUCGGAGUUGUCUAGUGGGUACAUAAGGCGUCAUGAGUGCUUUGAGAUAGGAUGGCACCAGGUCAUGCAAGCAGUGCUAGCACAGAGUUGCAAUUUUGUACUCAAGCGACUGCGAACCGGCAGCCAAUGCAACUCUCUCAGAAGUGUUUUAGCAUGGUCAAAUUUGCGUUUGCGAAAAACAAUGCGAGCCUCAUUAUUCUGUACUUUUUAAAUUUUAUCCAGGAACGUAUCUGGAAGACCCACCAUGAGAGCAUUGCAGUAGUUCAUUCGUUAUGGCACGAAGGCAGACAUCAGCCUCUUUGUUGCGUCAAAUGUUAAGAAAGGUCUGAUAUGACUAAUUCUUCGCAGCUCUAGAAAAAUCACCUUGCAAAUCAUGCUAAUGUGAUUUUCCAUAGAUAGGGUUCUGUCCAAGUAGACACCCAUGUUUCGCACUGUUUGAGUAAAUUCAAUCUGUAUACCUGAGAAAGAAAGGGGUGGUGUGUUAUUUACAGAUUUUAGCUUUUGAGCGGUAACAAUGGGGAUCAGCUCGGUAUUUUCUUCUUUCAAUUUGAGUUUGUUUAUGUUCAUCCAGUGCUUAACUGACAACACUGUCUUCUGUGUCAUACUAAAAAUCUGAGGGAACUGAGAGGGUUUCACAGAUUGCUUAAGUUGGGUAUCAUCCUCGAACAUGUGAUAGAGCAUAUCAAACUGCUUGAUCACUGCACCCAAGGGCUGAACGUACAUAGUGAAAAGCACCGAACCUAGGACCGAGCCCUGAGGUACUUCGAAUUCAAUAAUAGAUUGCUUCAAGGUCAAGCUGUUUGCGAUAACCGAUUCCACCCGAUUUGUCAAAUAUGAGCGGAACCAACACAGGACGGUAUCGGUGAAACCGAAAGUUUUUUGCAGAUGUUGUAGAAGUAUGCCAUGGUCAAGCGCAUCGAAUGCUGCCGAUAGAUCAAGUAACAACAAAAGGGAUACCCUGCCCUCACCACAAGAGGACAGAAGGUCAUUUACUACAAGCAACACGGCUGCCUCAGUAUAAAAUAUAUUGUUAAAUCUGUCAAUACAGAUUUUGUUUUACUUUUUCUUGACGUACAUUGAAAUUAUGUAGCUGCUUAUUUUGUAAGUUGUUGAGCAAUUUUUGUGAACUAUUUUGUAUGAAAUAAAUGUACUUACUUUUAUUUUGGUAAAAGUUCUUUAUUGGAAAAAGAAAUCCAUUUUGAAAAAUGUAAAUUCUUUUUUAAAGAGGGAAAGUGUUAUGGCAUAUUAUGUGUAGGGCUAAUUUUAGCCACCAACACUUGUGUCCUCUUACAGUCAAAUUUUAAAACAGAUUAAAUUUUCAAAACCAUAUAAUGUACAUAACUAUUCCCACAGGGUGACACUGUCUUACCCCCAAGAGGCAUCAUGUGGCAGGAUAUACGAGAGAAAGAAGCCGCCAUGGCCCAGAGAUAUGUGAAAUCACAGCGUCACACCAUUCAAGUUGAUUACAUUCCUUUCAUGGAUGAACUCGCCAAGUUGGUCGGAUGCAAUGUAAACUACUGUAAGUGCUUGAGUCCUGUAUUGGGUUAAUCUCUAAUGUCAAAGAUUUUUUUAAGUGUUUGACCCCCAAACUUGAUCAGUGUCCAGUGCCAACUACAGUAAGUGCUUGAUUACUAGACUUGACAGUAUUGACUACUGUGUAAGUGCUAGACCCCUGUAUUGAGUCAGUGUCCAGUGCCAACCACAGUAAGUGCUUGAUCACUGGACAGGGUCACUGCCCACCCUUUGUUUAUUCAUGUGAUUAUUUCAGUUCUCACUUGUUUUCUCCUGUGCUUCAAAUUUCUCUUAACCUUACUAAAAACUGUUGCAACAAAUGUAACAAAUUGUUCUGUAAACCAACUGUCAUGUAAACAAACUGUCAUGUAAAUCUGUCUUGUAAAAGCUGUCAUUAUUUUAUUACCAUGACCAGGAUACAUUUUGUCAAUGGGAUGUAAAACUAAUUUGAAGAACUUUAUUUCAGGCGAGCUAAUAAAAGACCCAGUUUUGGCACUCCACGCAUUGUUUGGGACAGUAACUCCAUAUGUUUACAGGCUUUGUGGGCCUGGGAAGUGGUCAGGGGCACGUGACGCCUUUUUGACCCAAUGGGACCGUACAGUUGCCCCUCUAAAAACAAGACCUUUGCCGUGUCGUGACAGAGCGAGUUGGAAGGAUAGCUACCUCUUCAAUCUAGGAGUUGUUUUAAUUUUGUUUUUUAUGAUAAGAUUUUUGUUUACCCUGUUAUGAAAUUGAUUUCCAAAUUUUUACCAAGACAUUGGGGUGCUUAAAUUGUAGGUUACACUUUCAACAAGUAUAAGUGGCUAAAAUGUUUUGAUAAAUUUCAUAUCCAUGUAAUAUAAAUGGCAGCAGAAUAAUAUUAAAUGUGAUUUAUUUUAAAAAAUUACUGUUAAUGUAACAUUUGUGAUUGUAAUUUAUGAUUUAUUCAUUCUUGGAAAUUGUAUAAUAAUCUACGAAUUUCUUUAAAAAAAUUUUUUUAAAUUGUUUACCUUAAUAGCUUGACAUAGUGUGAACAGAUAAUAUCAUUCAGUUCAAUGAAUAACAUUAUAUUUGUAUAAAACACUUGUUCAUUUUGUGAAUCACUUCACUGGCACUUGUAAUUUUAUAUCUGACUCGUACUGCUGCCCAUCAUAAAGACAGAGAUUAAAAUCAGUAGAAUAUUUCAGAUUUUGGCUGACCAACAGUCAUCAUUCUCUACAAAAUUACAAUCCAACUCUGGCAAUUAUCAGUAAAAAAUGUUCAUGGAUUUUUUCAUAAAACGAAUAUUUAAGAUAAAGGCUCAUCAACACUCAUACUUCUCUAGGAACUAAGUGAGUUUAAUAUUUAAAAAAUACACUUCCUUAAUGUAAUGGAAAAAGUGUGUAAUUACAGGUGGUUAGGGUAAAUCUAAGUAUUUUAUUGAGAUAAACAAUUUGUGUUAAUAAAACAAUAUAUUUUUUAAAAAAAUAUUUGAGGGCUCACAAUCAAUUUAUUGAAUAUUCUGGCCCCUAGUUUGAACUCAGAGUUUGCCUUCUCUUAGAUGAGAUGCCAUCUAAGACUAACGAGUCCCAUCCACCCGAGGUGCUCGGGAUGUUUUCUCUUGUCUAGGCUUUGGUGGGGAUUGAACUCCAGACCACCUGCUAUUUGGAUUAAAUUAGUGUAGACCACUCUGUUAAGCUUUAGUCAUGGUUGCACAUUAUACAAACUCAAACAUUGCUGCACAUGCCUUCAUCAGUACAACAAAAACAUUAAAAUAAUUGUAAAUUGAUUGAAUUCACAUAAUAUAUAUAUACAUAUAUACACAUAUAUAUAUACAUAACCUACUUAUAUAAUUAUACUUAAAAAAUAAGAAUGGGGAACAAGUCCUCAAUGAAAACAAAGAUCAGAAGAAUGGGAAAAGUGUGUAAUGAAGAUUGAACUGCCUGAAAAUAAAACUCUGUUUUCAAUGUUGUCUCUCUUGCAGUCAAUCAACUUAUAAAUGUGCCAUAAAAGUGUUGGAUAACCUUUUCUUUAAAGGGGACGCUACUGUAUAUUCAGAAAAUGCAAUGCCUUUCAGCGUUAAUUCCAGACAGAAUCACAGUUGGAAUUAUGCUAUUUCAAUGAUUAGGCCCCUGAAACUUAAUGUCUCAAUAAUUUGUAUAACAUGAUUAUGAUAAAUUUAAAAUUAUGUACUGCUGAUACUGGUUAGUUUUUUUAAUUAUUAACUUAAUCCAUUGCUCAGUGUUAUUAAUUAAUUUGGAAAUACCUUUUUUAAUGUAAAUUUACAUUACAUUUUUAAUAUUUAAAAAAAAAUUUCAUACCUGUAUUUUUUAUUUUUUUAAAGUGCUAUAAAUUUUAUAAAUUAUAUUUACAUUAAUUUGAAAAUUAUCCCAAUAUUUAAAUGACAUGCAACUACUUUGAUGCAUGAUUUCUAUUUAUACUCUUGUUUGCUAAUCAGACUUUGCUAAAAUACUUCAUACAAAAUGUUAAUAUAAUAUAACAUUUCAGCAAAUUGUUCUUUGUUGUUAUUGAAUGUGAUACCAAGAUUUGUGUAUUCUUUGUGGAGCACUUUUCAUAGUUGUUUUUUUUAAACCAUAAUAUUCUUAAUUCUAUCAGCUAAGUUUUCAAAUGUUUGUGUAUUUAAUGUAAACUGCUCAGUGUGUUUGUCGAGAGACCACCACUGACAUUUUUUUUUAAAGAUAUAAAGAAAAAUUUUUAAACACUUUUAUCUCUAUGAGUGAUUGUAUUGUUGAGAUGGAAUUUAAAUGAGAUGAGUAAAGUUGUAUGAAAACAAUAUUAAAAAUACCUCUGAGAAAAGAA